CCCGCUCGUUCGUCAGUCAGUCAGUCACUGGACAGUGACCCCGGACAUCGGAGCGACGGUAACCGGGGAGACCAUGACAGAGAACGGAGCCGGUGGAGGAGGCCUGGGCCACAACGGGGAGCUGAGCUGCGGGACGGAGCCGGGCGAGAGGCCGCGGCUGAAGAGGCCGGAGCUGGGCAGCCGAGUGACGGUGGUGCUGGGCGCGCAAUGGGGAGAUGAAGGGAAGGGCAAAGUGGUGGAUCUGCUGGCGCAGGAUGCGGACAUCGUCUGUCGGUGCCAGGGAGGAAACAACGCUGGCCACACUGUCGUAGUCGACUCAGUUGAAUAUAAUUUUCACCUUUUACCCAGUGGGAUCAUCAACCCUAAUGCUAUUGCCUUCAUUGGUAAUGGAGUGGUCGUUCAUCUACCGGGUCUCUUCGAAGAAGCUGCAAAGAAUGCGAAGAAGGGAAAUGGUCUUUUAGGUUGGGAGGAUAGACUGAUCAUUUCAGACAGAGCUCAUAUUGUAUUUGAUUUUCACCAAGCCGCUGAUGGCGCUCAGGAACAACAGAGGCAACAACAAGCAGGAAAAAACUUGGGCACCACAAAGAAGGGAAUCGGACCAGUGUACUCUUCAAAAGCAGCUCGGAGUGGGCUCAGGAUAUGUGAUCUUCUGACUGAUUUUGAUGUCUUUUCUGAAAGGUUUAAAGUCUUGGCAAAUCAGCACAUGUCAAUGUAUCCUACUCUGGAUGUUGAUGUGGAAGGGGAACUGGAGAAGCUCAAGGGAUACGUGGAGAGAAUCAAGCCUAUGGUAAGAGAUGGAGUCUAUUUCAUGUACGAAGCUUUACAUGGUCCCGAAAAGAACAUUCUAGUUGAAGGAGCAAAUGCAGCAUUGUUGGAUAUUGACUUUGGUACUUAUCCUUUUGUGACUUCAUCAAAUUGCACAGUGGGUGGUGUGUGCACAGGACUGGGAAUCCCUCCUCAGAAUGUAGGAGAAGUGUAUGGGGUGAUGAAAGCCUACACAACGAGGGUUGGAAUUGGGGCAUUCCCAACAGAACAAGAUAAUGAAAUUGGUGAAUUGCUGCAGUCACGAGGAUCAGAAGUGGGGGUCACCACGGGUAGAAAGAGGAGGUGUGGCUGGCUGGAUCUUGUCUUGCUCAAGUAUGCUCACAUGAUCAAUGGAUUUACUGCCUUAGCGCUUACCAAAUUGGACAUCCUGGAUGUAUUCACAGAGAUUAAAGUCGGAACGGCUUACAAGGUUGACGAGAAAGUCAUACCACAUUUUCCAGCUAACAUAGAGGUCUUGAACAAGGUGGAAGUUCAGUAUGUCUCUCUGCCUGGCUGGAACACCAGCACAGCAAAAUCAAGGACAUUUGAAGAUCUGCCUGAAAAUGCACAGAACUAUGUUCGGUUUAUCGAAGAGCACCUUGACGUGCCUGUUAAAUGGAUUGGGAUCGGCAAGUCAAGAGAGUCGAUGAUCCAGCUGUUUUAGGAUUGAUGUUACCAAGAAGAGUUUGCUAUCCCCAGAGUUAACUUCAGCAAGUUGAGAUCUGGAGAUGUAAAGUCUUCAACUACCAAAAUUGGUAUUGUUUCUAUCUGGCAGAAAUGUAGGGAAGCACAUGCCCCAGCUUUUGGGUGGGAGAGGGCGGAAAUGGUGGAGUUAUUUCAAAAAUGAGUUGUUGAACUAAAAUGUAUACUCUUCAUUUUAUUCAGGGAUGAUUUAGUAAGCUGCUGUCAAUAAGGUUUAAGAAUUAAUUGCUCUGACAUAUUGAGCUUCAGUAUAACCUACUGGCACUUGUUUGAUUUUUAGGUGUACAUUGGAAUUGUUUUUUUUUUAACAUUUAGACUGAAUCGCUGUUGCUUUUUAAAUUAAUGACAGUGGCGAAUAGAACAAAGUGAAAUCUUAUUCCCUAUACUUCGGAAGAAUGUGAUACUGGUUUCUCAGACUGGGGCUGGCUGACAUUGCCUUGCUUUGUGCUGCGGUUGCUCUGUUGACAGGGCAAGACCUUUGAGCUUUUUCAGUGGAUAAUGGUGCAAAACUUAAUUAUAUUACAAAUUACACAAAUUGCAAUAAUUUUCAGACUACAGGCAGCCCAUGUAAUUGUGUAUUAGCGUGUCAAUACAUGUGACCAGAGGGAUGAUCAUGCAUUUGUGUCUCAUUUAUUUCUUGCUGAUGGUCAUGUUCUAUUUAAAAUUUGCUCCACCACACUUUGUUUCCACAAAGAUAACUGACUUCCCCACCCCCAUGUCCCUAUAUGCUAGUAAUCAAGAAGGAUUACAAGGUGGAUAUCUGUUGCGUCAUUCAUGGAGAAGGUUUAAUUUUAUUGUUAUUUUGUUUUCCUGGCACCAGCAAUUACGACAGAUAUUGUUGAAUGGAGUGAGGUAUGAUGACAUUUAUAUUGAGGGAUUAAUGAUUGUAGCAUGAACUGUUUACAGUUGAUUACUGGUAACAAUGCAAUUGUUAUUAGUAAAAUUCUAAAUACCAAUGUAUGAGAAAUUAAAAAAAUAAAAAGGUAGGUGUGGUGGGGCAUUUUUGAAAGACAGUGUUUAAAGCUGUCAGAAAGAUAUCAGCAGCGCUUGAUCCCUUAAAAGGGACUCUGUUGCUUGAUACAGUAAUCCCUCAAUGUUUUUGAUCCCGUUAGUUGGAGUCUUACUGAUGUCGAAGUACUGUUAGGUGGUGUUGAGACACUCCAACAUAGGCAGAUUGGCCAAAUGGCCUCCUCCUGAGCCAUGAAUCGUUCCAUGUUUCUAAACUCAAAACUAGGAAGUGAAGCUAAAAGGAGAGUGGAAGUACGAUUCCGAAUUCUAUGCAGACUGACCAAGGGUCAGUGAAAGGAAAAUGUUGACAAUUCAACGUAACUAGUCACUAAAAGUUUUCCAGUGUAUUACUCAUUUGUGAAAUAUGUUCCUUUCUUGCAUAGACAAAUCCCUGGUAAACGUUGAGCAAUUGAAUGUUUUUGGAAAGUCCCAGUUCAAAUGAGUUUUUUUUCUUUCAGGUUGUAACAACUGAUUUGCUUUUCAGGUUUAUGGAACCCUGUUGACCAAUCCUGGCCAUUAGCUCUUUUCACUCCCAGUUAAACGUUGACCCACAACAGCCCAAAAUAAUUAAGAUUGCAGAAUUUUACAGCCCCGUCAUGUCUGAACCCAAUCUCUAAUGGAGCGAGCCUCCUUGAUCCCAUUCCCCUGCCUUUUCUCCAUAGCUUUUUAUAUUUUUAUUAAAUAUUUUUCCACUUGCUUUUUAAAAAUUAUUUGGAAUACAAUUUCCAGUAGAGCAUUCCAUGUCUUAAUUUGUCUAUUUUUUAAAAAAUUGCCUAAAAUUCUAACCUCCUCCCAGCACUGGCACUCAUGCAGAAGAACCCCUCAGUACAGUUUGUAACACUGGGCCAGUACACAUCGCUUUCCUUAUCUUGCAGCAUUCAGCAAACCAGUAUCCUUGAAGCUGAGGAAGGUCAGACCAGUGGACCUGUAAGUGAUGGUUCGUUGACUGCACCAGCCUGUGUAGCAUUUUUAAAAUGAUUAAACUUCAUCCGGUGAAACCCAACACUUGUGGGCAUUCUUUGGUGAAGAUAAUCUAGAAACUUCCAAUUUGGUCUGUUUGGUUUGUUUUAAUCAGAUUUACACAAGAGAUUAAUGCAAUUUUGCACAGUUUCUUUGCCACAUUAACAGUUCUCUAAAGAUUAUGAUUUCCUAUGUUUCUGCCUACUGAACUGUUCUUUGAAAGAAUGUACUGAACACGUUAGUAACUCUGUUGCACUGUAAAUACAUAACAUGGCUGGCGUGCAGGAUAUUUUCUCGAGGUUGGGGAGGGCACAAUUACAGAGAGAAUUCAUGUAUAUCGUGCAUGGAUGAUAAACUUUUAUGUGUACAGGCUGUAAGUGUUUUACUUUGUAAAUUAUGCAACUCUUGUCUUUUUAAGCACAUAACUAUUGAACUUCCGGGUGGGCUGGUAAACUUAUCUACAGAAAAUAAAUUCUGCAAUGUAAAA
Carcharodon carcharias (great white shark) is the source of this 3961-nucleotide messenger RNA. It is a transcript of the gene adss2, whose product is annotated as adenylosuccinate synthase 2. Lineage: Eukaryota; Metazoa; Chordata; Chondrichthyes; Lamniformes; Lamnidae. Gene Ontology annotation, molecular function: GTP binding; adenylosuccinate synthase activity. The transcript is spliced from 13 exons. Gene Ontology annotation, biological process: 'de novo' AMP biosynthetic process; IMP metabolic process. The coding region runs from base 74 to 1468 and encodes 464 amino acids. Gene Ontology annotation, cellular component: cytoplasm. The record is from RefSeq and is a predicted model, not a curated record.